UUUUUUGAGUCAACCUGAAGGUAAAAAUUCUGUGAAAAUUAGUGUUUGCUUUGCCAUGCAAAAAGCAUCGAUGGACCGGGAUGGAAAUGUUUCUAAAGUUGUUUUUGUUAGUGGAUCUAAAUCUACUAAUUUUGUAUCUAAAAACCGUCCUCGAAUAAGGACGUGGUUUAUUAUGGUUGUAGCGGUUGUUUUAAUCCUUGGAGCUGUAGUUUUAUCAGCUGUGUUUAUGCGCAAAACAAAGGAAAAGACCAAUUCUUCGCGCUCUGUGACCGAAGUCAACUUGGAAGAAGGUGAAAUACUAACGUAUCGAGUUGAGCAGAGGCUCGAAAUACGAGGUGGAGAUGUGCAAAAAGGUACCAUCAUUGCAGAUGUUGUUAUUCGUGUUCUUAACAAAACAUCGGAAGAGUAUUGGUUCUUAAUGAAAAUCAACACGAUGGUAGAAGUCGACAACGUGGGUAAUAUGGGCGGAGUGAGGCCUGGAAUGAUGGAUUACUUUCUCGUCAAACUUAAGGUCGCCUCAAGUUUAGAGUUGACGAACGCGAAUAAUGACGCUGAUGCCUUUGAACUCUACGGGCAGCCAAAGACCGAUGGAGAUUUCAUUCGGUACGUGUACAGUACAGUUAACCAGCUUCUUCCUGCCGUAAAACGGGAUCUUUACGAGGAUAUCGAUGGAGAGAGAGUCAGCCCAGACAGCGAGCUAAGCCCUGAGAAGUCUCUGUUGUGCCCUGGAGCUGUGAGGAUGCACAGAAAGGCAAACACAUCAGACGAGAAGGAAGUUUUGAUCAAGAACAAUUUCAACGGUUCCGAUCUUGUCAACGUGUCAUCCGAAAUCGACUUGGACAUAACCUAUUCUGAUUUGAUGUUCAUAAACAAGAGCAACGGAAUGGUGACAGAGAGCCGCGCCUACUUGUCAGAACAGCUCAACUUCGGAGAACCAAUCCACAACAAAAGUGGUUCUGACGUGACAACGAUGAACGUAACCCUGCAAAGUAAUAUAGCACUCACUGAAGCCAACCCCAGAGCAGGCGGUUACUAUGCUCACGAGGAAUUGGCAGCUGUUGACAUUGAUGCAUUCGUUAAACUUCUUUUACCGAAGUCUGACGGAAAUGUCUUAAUAAACGAGAAACAAGUUGAGGUAGCGUGUGACUGUCCCAAUGCAAGUGGUUCUUGCAUUAAUGACCCACACUGCUCUGAGAAC
Messenger RNA from Orbicella faveolata, 1198 nucleotides. RefSeq lists its product as uncharacterized. Lineage: Eukaryota; Metazoa; Cnidaria; Anthozoa; Scleractinia; Merulinidae. The record is from RefSeq and is a predicted model, not a curated record.